CUUACCAAAUCUUCUAUAAUAAAGUUUAAAAGAUGAGUUAUAUAUUGGCUAAGAUAAUUAGAGCCAUGUUGAGUGUACGAUUGAAAGCACUAUCGGCAGCAUCGCGGGGAUAACCGGGCCGUGAAUGCCCUCAUAUAUCAAUAACAGCAUCUAAUCCCGCAAGUCAAAAUCGCUCAAUGUUUGAUCUAGCCGAGCCGAUAUAAUGCAUAUUGAUUCAAAACUAUAUAAUUGCCGUUUAUGCGUCAGGUUAAUGUGUUUGUUCUUAGAGAGUCUUGUUUCGGCGGAGUUUAUCGGGUUCUCGAUAUUGUGGUCUUACGGUUUGACUUACACAGCAACUGGCUUGUUAGAUUAUUGUGAGGUUAAUUGCCUAACGGCCUGGUCACACCCUAAGAGGCCCAAAUACGGGCCGUUUCACUGCAGUAGAGACAUAGGCCGGUCUCGAACGCGCAGCCAGACGUUCUACUAUGGCAUGCACUCUCUUCCGGGUGUUUGGAUUAUAUUGGAUGUACCAAUCAAGGCGUAUAAACGGUACCAGCAGGAAAGGUUUACCUGGAGAAGCUGUAUUCUGGUGGCAUGUGUGUUACUCAUAUCCGAUUGCGGGGUUUCCGUUUGAGAUGAUUGCUCUGAUUGCUCUGAUUGCUCUUUGAGCAUGUUAAGUAAGGGUUGAAAAGGUCCAAUCGUGAUCGAUUCGAU
This is a messenger RNA of Daldinia decipiens, 693 nucleotides long. RefSeq lists its product as uncharacterized. The coding region runs from base 203 to 613 and encodes 136 amino acids. The record is from RefSeq and is a predicted model, not a curated record. NCBI's taxonomy places the organism in Eukaryota, Fungi, Ascomycota, Sordariomycetes, Xylariales, Hypoxylaceae. The transcript has a single exon.